Messenger RNA from Xyrauchen texanus (razorback sucker), 6659 nucleotides. It is a transcript of the gene amot, whose product is annotated as angiomotin. The transcript is spliced from 13 exons. Gene Ontology annotation, cellular component: cytoplasmic vesicle; bicellular tight junction; lamellipodium. The coding region runs from base 476 to 3535 and encodes 1019 amino acids. Gene Ontology annotation, biological process: establishment of cell polarity involved in ameboidal cell migration; regulation of cell migration; angiogenesis. The record is from RefSeq and is a predicted model, not a curated record. Gene Ontology annotation, molecular function: signaling receptor activity. Lineage: Eukaryota; Metazoa; Chordata; Actinopteri; Cypriniformes; Catostomidae.
GGAGAUUGUGUUUUGUUACUCCAAAAGUAAUUUCGCUUAGGGUUCGUCUGAGCAGAAGUCCUUCACUUUGCAGCACAUUCCUAGUGGAAAACUAAUUUCUCCAGCUCAAAAAAUGACACGGCGAAGAGAGUUUAUUUUGUUUGUGUGUGUGGAGAAAACUGCUAACAUAACCGAAAGUCCCCUCGGAUUGACGCGUUUGAACUAAUGUGAAAAGUGCUGGACGGGUCGGAAUUAACACAAAUAGACUUUUAACGGACAUACAAACUUCAACUUCAAGCCGUUUUACACCGGCUCCAGAUCGAAAUAAAGCGGGACUUCAAGUUUUAUGAAGAGUGGCUUGGCGUACGGGACCUCACAGACCGUCUGGGUGUUUUGGAGCGACUUGAGGAGCUUCUUCAGAGCAGUGACUCCUGCGAAUGUCAGCACCAUGAGCAGCCAAUAGUGACGUACGACAGCAGCUACAUCAGCCACAAAGAUGUUUCGGAAAAAAGCCUCAUCCUCCUUGAGAAUGCGGAGAAUAUCAGAAAACAAUAGACGGAGUGUGGACCGUGCCCGAAGCUCCUCCUUCCAUGAGGUGGGCCGGACACGAGAGCUGGAAAUGAGGGUGGCAGCCUCCGAGGACACUUCGGCUAGCAGCGGAAGUGGCCACACCGUUUUGCAGAGACUCCUACAGGAGCAAAUGCGUUAUGGUGAAGGCCGCAAUUAUCUUGCCUUGCAACAUCAACAGCAGCAGCAGCAACAUCAACAACAAGGUCCAGUGAGUGGAUAUCAAGGCCCCGGCAGCCCAGGGGACGAGCACUCGAUGGUCUCCCACAUCGCAAGGCAGGAGCCUCAGGGCCAAGAGCUGCAGACAGACAGCGGCAUGGAGAAGUUGAGCACACGCAAUGCAGGAGGGGGUGGCGGUGGCAGUGGCAGUGGGGGCAUGGGAUCGGGCGGUGGAAGCUGUGUGAGUGGACAGGGGCCAAAUCCUGAGGAUCUACCCACCUACGAGGAGGCCAAGGUGCAGUCGCAGUAUUUCCGUGGCCACCAGCCACAGCAGCCUCAGCCACAACUUCCCCAGACAGUAGGUGCUGCGUUUUACAUGACCGGCAUCGGCAACCCUAAAGUGCGACCCCCAGAGGGCCGGCCCACAGUGCAGAGAGUGAGUGGAGGGAAAGUACACCAAGAUGAUGGACUCAAGGAUCUUAAACAGGGGCAUGUGCGUUCUCUUAGCGAAAGACUAAUGCAGCUGUCUUUGGCCACCAGUGGGGUCAAGGCCCAUGCACCUGUUACCAGUUCGCCACUCUCCCCCCAGCUGCCUCCACCUGGACUGCCAGGAGACUACUAUAAACCAACAGGUCCCCCACACAGGGGGCCUCCACCAGACUAUCCUUUUAAAGGUAUGGCCUCUCCACCCAAACAACACCAGCACCAUCAGACUCAGCACCAAGAGCCAGGACACUUCUAUUCAGACCACCGCUCUACCAGCCAGCCAGGCAGAACCGACGUUCCUCAUGUCCGCUACCAGCCACCACCUGAGUAUGGCUCUUUCCGGUCCAGUAAAGAGAGCUCAAGUCACUCUCAAAGGUCAGUCCAUCACCACAGCCCCUCAUCCUCUGUUACGUCAGGGGGCUCCCUGUCUCGUGCCCAGUCCUCCACUCUCAGCAGCAUCUUGGCUGCUUCCCAUGCUCUUCCACCCAUGGGCCAUCAAGGAGAAUUACCCUUCCCCAUGGGUGCAAGAAACCCACAGGGCCAUGUUUCCCACCAAGGUGAUCCAUAUAGCCCAGGUCCAGGACACCCUCCUCAUCAGCGGAGCCAUGGAUUUCCUCAUGAUCCUUACGGCUCAGCUCCCAGGGGCAUUCACAUACACCAGCACCAAUACCACCAGCAGGGCCCUCAACAGCAGCAACAGAAUCCAGGGCAACAUUACCCACAUCCGCACUCCAUGCCAGGGGAUCCCUAUGCCAUGCUGCCCCGGGCCCAGCAGAUGGUGGACAUGCUGUCGGAGGAGAACCGGUUUCUCAAGCAAGAGCUUGAAGUGUGUGGGGAGAAGGUGUCCAAACUGCAGAAGCUGGAGACUGAGAUUCAGAUGGUGUCUGAAGCCUAUGAGAACCUGGCCAAAUCAUCCUCAAAGAGGGAAGCUCUGGAGAAGACCAUGAGGAAUAAGUUGGAAUUGGAGGUGCGCAGGCUGCAUGACUUCAACAGAGACCUGAGAGAGCGAAUGGAAUCAGCCAACAAGCAGUUAGCCGCGAAGGAGUGUGAGGGCACAGAGGACAAUCGGAACACCAUCUCGCAGCUUCUGGCUCAGAAUAAAGAGACACAGAGAGAGAAGGAAAAGCUGGAGAUCGAGAUGAAUUUGCUUCGCUCCACCAAUGAGGACCAGCGCAGGCACAUUGAGAUUCGUGAUCAGGCCUUGAACAACGCCCAAGCCAAAGUGGUCAAACUGGAGGAGGAGCUGAAGAAAAAGCAGGUGUAUGUGGAGAAGGUAGAGCGAAUGCAGCAGGCUCUAGCACAGCUUCAGGCCGCCUGUGAGAAGAGAGAACAACUUGAGCACCGGCUACGCACUCGGCUCGAGAGAGAACUGGAAUCACUGCGCAUGCAACAGAGACAGGGUGGUUCUCAGAACACAGUUGGCCCCGAGUUCAGCACGGCAGCUCUGAUGGAGCACCUGAGAGAAAAGGAGGAGAGGAUUUUGGCCCUGGAGGCCGACAUGACCAAAUGGGAGCAGAAAUACCUUGAGGAGAGCGUCAUGAGACAGUUUGCACUGGACGCUGCUGCUUCUGUGGCCACACAGAGAGACACGUCGUCCUCCGCCAUCAUCAGCCACUCCCCCAGCAGCAGCUAUGACACUUCAGUCGAGGCGCGUAUCCAGAAAGAGGAGGAGGAGAUCCUGAUGGCCAACCGCCGCUGUCUGGACAUGGAGAGCAGAAUCAAGAAUCUGCAUGCGCAGAUCAUCGAGAAGGACGCCAUGAUAAAGGUACUGCACCAGCGCUCCCGCAAAGAACCUGCCAGCAAACUAGACACCCCGGCCAUGCGGCCCUCCAAGUCCCUCAUGUCCAUCGCCACAGGCACUGGCAGCUCCACAGGCUCUGGGCUGCUCUCACACUCUCUAGGACUCAGCGGAAGCAGCCCAAUCACAGAGGAGCGCAGGGAGGACCGCAGCUGGAAGGGCAGUCUUGGUGUUCUGCUCAGUCCAGAAUUCAGGGGUGAUUCUCUGAGGACAGAGUCCAUCUCCUCGUCUCCAUCUCCAGUCCUGCCCUCAACCCCCAUGCCAGUUGCUACACACUCAAAGACGGGCAGUAGGGACAGUUGCACCCAGACAGACAAGGGUCAGGAAGUCAGCAAGCCAAGCACACCAGCACUGCAGAGUGUACCCGGACCCAGCCGGAUCAGCAGCCCAAGCCCCGUCUACAUCCCUGACCGCAUUGCCGAUGUGCCAGUGUUUCAUACCAGCACGCUAGAGAGGAGAGUGCCAGUACAGUCUCUAUCUCAACAGAGCCUUCCUUCACCACUGCCUCAAGACGUUGACAAUGAGAUGGUGGAAAUACUCAUCUGAUUACAAUCAUACACAUUCAUAAACCAACAAUACAGGUGCAGUUAAUUUCUCUCUGUACAUAUUUGGAUCCAGACAGAGCGAUGUAUGGGAAUGCGUGAACCACAACAUGCAACGUCAUUUACAAUCAACAGAGUAUUUUUUUAUUUUAUUUUGUUUUGUACAGCAUUGUCUGGUGAUCUUUUUCUCCUCCAGAUUUUCGGACCAAAUGUACUGGCAACCACUGCACUACUUUGUGUUUUUUACUUAUUUGGGUAUGUCGUAUUUUUGUUGUGUCUUAUGUACUAAUAUUACAAACAUGGCACUUGAGUAUGUAGUGGUAUGGUAACUAGCACAACAGUUGUUACAUGUAAAUACUGCAUCGGAAUGCUGUAAAACACAUGCGGGAGAACAACUGAAUAUUGUUGGACCUUUUUUAUUUUUGUACGCAUUGGCUGUACAGAAAGUUCUGUACGGUUCACAGUGCUAUGUUUAAGAGCAAUGGACCAACAAGCAUUUCUCUGUGGUCCAAAAGCUCAAGAUAAUGUAUGUGAAAGUAUGAAUGACCCAACUGGUUUUGGGUUUGUCUAUGUUAGUCUGUAGUGUUUCAGUCAGAACUGAGGAUCCAUCAUUCCAGUUGAACAACAGCAGCUGCAAUGUGCCUUGCACAUGAGGUACUGCAUGUAAUAUGUGAUACAAACUAGUAUUUUCAGUUUGGAAAUCCUCCAAACCUCUUGUUCAGUGAUGGCUUAAAAAAACAAUUGUUCACCCAAAAAUGAAAAAAUCAUAAUUUACUCACCCUCAGGUUGUUCUUAACUUAAAUGGCUUUAGCGGAAUUGCUUUGUUAUCAGUCUUUUAGUCUCAUGGUUGCAAGAUACACAUUUAGCUCUUGAUCAAAGGUAUCCGUUAUACACAAAGGUAUCCCAUCAUUAAAGUGACACAUUAUGCACAAUCAUUUAAAGUGAUAAUUCACCCAAAAAUUUAAAUUCUCAUUAUUUACUCACCCUCAUGCCAUCCCAGAUAUGUAUGUCUUCAUCUGCUAGAAGAAUAUUUCAGCUCUGUCGGUCCAAACAAUGCAUCUGAUUGGUGACCAAAACUUUGAAGCUCCAAAAAGCACAUAACGUCAGUAUUAAAGUAAUCCAUACAACUCCGGUGGUUUAAUUCAUGUCUUCAGAAGUGAUAUGAUAGGUGUGUGUGAGAAACAGAUCAGUAUUUAAGUGCUAUUUUACUAUAACUACUACUUACUGCCCAGUAGAUGCAAUGUGCUGGAAGACUUUGAAUCACCAAAAACCAAAACAAAAAAAUUAUAAUAAUAAUGUGAAAGUGGAGAUUUACAGUAAAAAAGGACUUAAAUAAUGAUCAGUUUCUCCCCCACACAUAUCAUAUCACUUCAGAUGACAUGCAUUAAACCAUGAAUGGAUUACUUUUAUGCUGCCUUUAUGUGCUUUUUUGAGCUUUAAAGUUCUGGCCACCAUUCAUUUGCAUUGAAUGGACUAACAGAGCUGAGAUAUAUAGGUCAAAUAUUCUUGUAGUGUUAGCCAACAGUACAUCAGAUCAUCAUCUCACCAAAUUCAAAAGCAUUGGCAAAUCCUUUUGACUUUUACUUUUCAUUUACAAUCCAAAUUGUAUUUGAAUUAGUGACCAUCAAAAAUGAUACCUUUUGACAUUUCCAGAUUUGACACUAAACACAUUCUGCCCCCUGUAGGACAAGAAUAAAGUGCAGUAUAACAAUCAUUGAGGCCAGACUGAUUUAAAUAAUCUAGGGCCAAAGAAAUCCUAGUUGACAAAUUAGCAGCUUGGUUUUUGCCUCAAAGACAAACCCGAGAUUAUGCAUACAUAUGGAAGACUAUAAGUGUUUAAACACAAUAAAUCUUUUUUCCUAUUUGUCUUGGACAUUUCUAAUAUGGAAACAAUUUUCACAUUUUUAUUUUAUUUUAUUAUUAUUCAUCCAAAUCAAAUUCCUUCACACGCAACUUCACAUUUGUUCGCCACAAACACUUUCAGUUCGGCACACUUUUUGCCUUAGCAGUGUUCUUGACAUUUUGUACACAAUAAAUCCUUUAUCUCUUAUCCUUUUUACAUAAAAUCUAAAAUGAACAUUUACAGUAUUGUCAGACAAACCAUUGUGCAAAUCCUCAAAGGCAGCAUUUUAAAGACCACUUUCUUAAGUUAGAUAUCAGAAGUUACUUUAGGUUUCAAGAUCACUCAUCUAAUUUGGGCUCAAACUAAGACAAUGGACCUAAGAAGAGCUGAUUGAGUCUAAAUUGGGAUAAAAUACUGACAAUCUCACACACAUUACAUUUCAAUAUGCUUCAGUGAAUGCAAACUGUUAAUUUCAUCAACGAAAUAGCCUUAGUUAUUUUCUGAGUGCUUUGUGAAUCUUACUGUUAAGUCGAGUCAGGACAUGUAAGUUAAGAUUUCAUUAGGACCUUUAUCAGUUUGUUCCACUAAGGCCUCAAUCUUGUUAUCUAUUAUAUCUUGAUGGUCUUGCUACAUUUGAUACUUUAAAGUUUGUAUUUCUAAAGGAGUAUGUGUUAUAGUCUGUCUCAGGAUGAAUUAUGAGAAUGUCUUUUUUUUUAUUAUUGUUUUUCAGUUAUUUGUACAGCAUUUACCCUUUUGUCCCACCAAUGGGCAUUUGCAUGUAUUUACUGUUCCUCUCGAGGAAUGUUUUCAUUCAUUUCACAAGUAUUUGUUGCAUUCAAAAUGUCAUUCUAGUUGCUGCUUGACAAUGUUCCAUAAUAGCAAAAGACCAUCACCCAGAUGUCUAUUUGAUGUGUUUGUUGACAUCUGGAAGAUGUGUUUUUUAGGUUGUUUGCUCAUCUGCAGUACGUCUGUAAGAUGCUUCCUCUCGGAUGUCAAAAAGACAUUGAGCAGAUGUCUUUGUGACAUUUAAGAUUAAAAGGUUAAGCUGAUGAUUGUGAUACUUUCCAGAUGAAACACUCAAAAACAGACAUCUCGAAUAUGUAUGUGUGCUAUCUGGGUUAUUACUGUACAAUCAUGAUUUAAUUUUGUAUUCAGUUGUAUUCCUUAUUUCAGUUCCUUUUCUCACACAGAUUCUGUAUAAGGCUUUACCUUUUUUAUUUGGUUUAUAGUCUAAAUGUUUAAAAUAACUUUUUUUGGUUAAUUUAAUUUUUUAAUAAACUGAUCC